AAAGUUGAGCGCCAGGCAUAUCUGUGUCACCGGCUUGGUCUGCUCAAACUGUGCCUUGACGACAAGGCCAGCAUGGUAACAGCGGGUCUUGGGAGGCGGCAACGUGUGACUGGGCGCUUGAACGAGUUGCUGGGGCCUGAUGAUGCGACAUGGCCUGGCCGCAUCGGGAUUGUGUCAACUGGGAGUAGCCGUUGCCUUGGUUUUGGCGAUUCGGCGGACGGGCGGACGGACGGACGGACGGACAAAGUGGCAACAGAGGCAUGUGAGAUGAAGAGCGUUGGGAAGGCGGGCAAUAGAAGUACACGAGAAGCAGUGAAAAAACUGCCUUCGAAGGUCAGCAGACAAGCGCAACCGGCAGACUUAGUCCAUUCAGCCAAACUGGCGAAAGAGGAGCGGCUGAAACCUGUCUGUCUGUUCGCUCGCCUGCCCGACCUCGCGGGCCAGAUCCUGCUCCAGCUCCAGAUCGAGAUCGAGAUCGAGAUCGAGAUCGAGAUCAGGAUCUACCUCAGCGUCAACACGCCCAUUCACAUUCGCCUCCACCGCCUGACCGACCAGACGGCCACUCGGAGUUUAGUCGCUUUGGCCAGCCUCUUCUGCAUGGCCAGUUUGCCGACAGUCCGCCGGUACAGGCUCCGCGUCCGAGCCGCCUUGCGCACGCCUCGGCGCUCCUUUUGA
Messenger RNA from Protopolystoma xenopodis, 675 nucleotides. Lineage: Eukaryota; Metazoa; Platyhelminthes; Monogenea; Polystomatidea; Polystomatidae. The record is from the annotation of a GenBank genome assembly.